AUGUCGCAAAAACGAAAAAUCGAGCGAAUAUCAGAGGAAGUUGCUGAAAGAAUAACAACAGCUCAAGUAGUUGUUAGUUUAGCAAGUGCAAUUCGACAAUUGGUUGAUAAUUCAAUCGAUGCCGGAUCCACAAUUAUUGAUAUUCGUGCCAAAAACAAUGGAUUUGAUAGUUUAGAAGUUCAAGAUAAUGGUUGUGGUAUUGAAGUUAAAAACUUCGAUGCAUUGUGUAAGUUUUCUAGAUUUGUUCAGAUUUUUUGCAUUUCAGCCUGAAAUUUUCAGGCAAACCUCAUUCAACCUCAAAAUUAACGGAUUUUUCUGAUUUCGAUAAACUAUCAACUCUUGGUUUUCGCGGUGAAGCUUUAAAUGCGCUAUGUGCUUUAAGUACAGUUACAAUUUUCACAAAAAGCAGUGAUGCUUCAAUUGGAACUCGUCUCAAAUAUGAUCAUCGUGGUAAUAUUAUCGAACAAAAAUCAGCAGCCAGAGAGGUUUUUUUCCUGUUUUUUUUCCUCAGGGAAUUCUCAAUCAUUUCCAGACAGGCACAACUAUUCUCAUCGAAAAUCUCUUCGAAACUCUGCCAGUUCGUCGAAAACAACUCGAAAAAUCGGCGAAGCGUGAUUUUUUCAAACUUUUGGCAACAGUCCAAUCAUUUUGUUUAAUGCGACCGAAUAUCAAAUUUCUUUGCACAAAUAUGAUGGGGAAUAAAAAGCAGAAUAUCAUUUGUACACCGGGUGGAAAUUCGACAAUUCGAGAUGUUGUUUCGAAUUUAUUCGGAAUUUCUGGAGAAAAAUCACAAUUGAUUGAGAUAAAAACCGAGACACCGAAUGAGGAGAUUCUGGAAAUUUAUGGAAUUCAGAGAAAAGAAAUUGAUAUUUUUGAUUUUAUCAAGUUAGUGCGCCCCACGUGUGGGAUGGUUUCUUUUUGGUGAAAAGAACUCGUCUGCAAACACGCACACACACACAAAUGUGCGUUAGAGCGCAUUUUCUUGUUUUCCCAUGAAAAAAAGCAAGAAAAUGCGCUCUAUCGCAGAAAGUGUGUGUUUGCAGCGCAACACCGUGACGCAUAUUUGCAGACCGCCUCUAUUUUUCCAGAAUAACUGGAUUUAUCAGUAAUUGUGAGCAUGGAUGUGGUCGAAGUACUUCAGAUCGACAAUUUGUUUAUAUAAAUAAUCGACCCGUGGAUUAUUCAAGAGUUUGUGCAACUGUCAAUGAAGUCUAUCGAUCUUUCAAUAAAUCACAAUAUCCAAUUUUCAUCCUUUUUAUCGAAGUUCCAGGAGGUUUGGAAUAUUUUUGACACAUGUCCAGGAAGUAAAAAGUUUUCUCAAAAUUUCAGAUAAAAUUGAUGUGAAUGUGACACCUGACAAGAAAACAGUGAUGUUUGAAAAAGAAAAACACUUGCUGGCCUUAUUGAGAAGCUCAAUUAUCGCCACUUUUCAACCAAUUCUUGGAUCACAUUCAACUAUUCGAAGUAGUGUGGAAGAUCGAAGAAAUUGUUCGUUUUGUAGGUUAUUGAAGAUUUAAUUGAUUUUUUUAAAAUUCCAAUAUAAAAUCAAGCAAUUCUAGAAAUUUCUAGAUUCAUCCCAGUCAAGUGCAAAUAGCACAUUGAAUGAAUCAAAUCUGGAUCUGGAUUCAACUUCAAUUCUCACUGAUCCAAAUGGAUCUCUUCCGAAUAUUUCCGAUCUGAUCAAUCAACAACCAAAAUCGAAAAAAUCUAAAACUAUGGCAGAUUUUGUUUUUCGAAAGGAAACUCCUGAAGUUGAUAGAUCUUAUGAAAUUGAAAUCUUAUCCAAAGAAAAAGAAACAUCUUUUGCAAAUGUACCAAAAGAAUUAUCUAGAACUAACCAAAGCACUUAUAAAAUCGAAUUUUUAUCCAAAGAAAAAGAAAAUUCGGGUAUUCGUAAAAUUGAGCCGAAGAUUUUGGAAAAUAUGUCGAGAGCAUUUGAAACUUGCGCGAAUCCGAGAAAAGAGACAAUUAUUGAAUCAAAUGAGGAAGAAGAUGAUGAAAUAAUUAUGAUAGCAAAAGAGGAACCAGCAUUUGUUCGAAGAAAACCAAAAGGAACUUUGAAAUUCAAUAUGAAUAAUUUGAGAGAUCGACUAAAAACAUUGAAAAUUGAUGAUAAAAAUCAAGAUUCGCAAAAAGAAUUCGAAUUUAGCGCAGAAAUUCGACCGGAGGAAAAUAAUCAAGCAGAAGAACAAUUAUCGAGAAGUUUGAGAAAAGAGGAUUUCGAGAAAAUGAGAAUCAUUGGACAAUUUAACAAGGGAUUUAUUAUCACGGAGCUGCGCAAUAAUUUAUUUAUUAUUGAUCAACAUGCUAGUGAUGAGAAAUAUAAUUUUGAAAAGCUGCAGAAAUCUGCGAAACUUACGAAGCAGCCGUUGUUUGCGUGGGUUUUUUUAAAUUCAAAAUUUAUGUACAUCAUAAAUUCAUCUCGAAUUUAAAUUUAAUAUUUAAAAUUUCUGAAAAUUUGGAAAAAACCGGCUCAAGUGGACAUUUUUUCUGACAUUUUCUUAAUCAGUUUUGAGCGAAAAACUCUUGAUUUUCAAAAUUCCGAAAUUUCAGAAAAAUAUUAUCUUGGGAAACCUGAAAUUUGAACAGAAAAAAAUGCCUCCAGACCAUUUUUCUAACCAAGCUGAUUUCGAAUUUCCAGCAAUUUUAAUGUUGAAAAUCGUGAUCUACACAAAAAAAAUUAUCAGAGAAUUUUUUUUCAAAUUAUCAAAAAAAUUUCUGAAAAUUUGGAAAAUUUGAAAAAAAACUGACCCAAGAUCCCCAAUUUUCAGAACAGUUUUGUUCAAAUUUUUUCGUAGAAAUUUGAUUUUCAAAAUUCCGAAAUUUUAGAAAAAUAUUUUCUUGGGAAACCUGAAACAGAAAAAUGCUUUCAGACCAUUUCCAAGUUUAGUUGAGAAUUUCAGCAAUUUUCAUGCUAAAAAGCGUGAUCUACAGGACAACUUACCCUAGGAUUAUUUUCUCAAAUUAUCAAAAAAUUUUGCAGACCAACCCCUCUCAAUUUUGGCGCAGUUCAAGAAAUGAUAAUCCGUGAAAACCUGCACAUUUUCCGUUCAAAUGGUUUUGAAUUCAACUUCAAAGAAAUCGACGGAUGUCUGAAGACAUACAUGACAGCUCGCCCCGAAAUUCUCAGCCAUCAUCUAACAAAUUCAGAUUUGGAAGAAAUCGUCGCAAUGGUCUCCGAAUAUCCAAAUCAAAUGUAUCGCCCAGCGAAAAUUCGGAAAAUAUUUGCGUCUCGCGCGUGUCGAAAAAGUAUUAUGAUUGGAAAAGCGUUGGAUGAUCGAGAAAUGAGAAAAGUUUGCAAAAAAUAUAUUGAUUUAUUGAUUAACACCCGUUUUUUGACAGGUUGUUCGAAAUUUGGCAAAACUUGAUCAACCUUGGAAUUGUCCACAUGGAAGACCAACAAUUCGACAUUUGAAAAAAUUGAAUAUUGAAUGA
Caenorhabditis angaria is the source of this 3435-nucleotide messenger RNA. NCBI's taxonomy places the organism in Eukaryota, Metazoa, Nematoda, Chromadorea, Rhabditida, Rhabditidae. The record is from the annotation of a GenBank genome assembly.